Messenger RNA from Trichechus manatus latirostris (Florida manatee), 456 nucleotides. It is a transcript of the gene RAMP2, whose product is annotated as receptor activity modifying protein 2. The annotation marks the transcript as partial. Gene Ontology annotation, biological process: calcium ion transport; G protein-coupled receptor signaling pathway; receptor internalization. The record is from RefSeq and is a predicted model, not a curated record. Gene Ontology annotation, molecular function: coreceptor activity. NCBI's taxonomy places the organism in Eukaryota, Metazoa, Chordata, Mammalia, Sirenia, Trichechidae. The transcript is spliced from 4 exons. Gene Ontology annotation, cellular component: cell surface; membrane; signaling receptor complex.
CUCCGCCUCCUCCUCCUGCUGGGCGCUGUCUUGAAGACCCAGGAGUCCCUGGCGCAGCCUCUAACCACCCCAGGCAGCUUGAAGUCAGAAGGGACGAUGGUGGAGCAGUAUGAGACAAAUGUCCAAUCUUGCUGGCUAGAGUAUAAGAAGCUUAUGGACCCCCUUGAAAAGGAUUGGUGUGACUGGGCCAUGAUCAGCAGGCCUUAUAGCUUCCUUCGCGACUGCUUGGAGUUCUAUGCUGACUACUUUGACCUGGGCUUCCCCAAUCCCUGGGCAGAGAGGGUCAUCUUUAAGACUCAUCAGAUGCACUUUGCCAACUGCUCCCUGCUUCAGUCCACCUUCUGCGACCCCCCGGAGGAUGUGCUCCUGGCCAUGAUCAUAGCCCCCAUCUGCCUCAUCCCCUUCCUCGUCACCCUUGUGGUGUGGCAGAGUAAAGACAGUGAGGCCCGGGCCUAG